GCCGAGCGGACGCACAAUUUUCCGGACGCCGCGCGCGCAUACAUUAGUUUUCCUCCCUUCCAAAGUGGUCGGGGAAAUCGAAACAGAACAGAGCCGUUAACAGAGCGAAGGGAAGCGAAACGCAGCUAAAAGCGAACGCUAAGCUGAACGCAGAUAGUCGUGUACACGCAGAGAAGCGAACGGGGGAAAAAAAAAUACGCGGUCAGUUCAGAAGGCAGGACUUGUGAUUCGUGUGGUGAUUUGUGUUGUGUAUGUGUCUAUGUUUGUAUGUUGGCAAAGGAAAAUUGAAACCGUGCGGGGCCGGUUGUCGCUGAAACGAGUGCAAAAGCCCGUGAGCCCGUGUGGAUGUGAAGUGAAGCGGAUUGGAAAACGAGUUUUCCCUCCCCGUGACGUGAGCGUGAUAAGCGAAGGGAGGAGCAAAAAUUAGAGCAAAAAAAUAGGCAAAGCAGUAGAGUGAUAAACCGUCACCAUCCGUGAGUCAAGCCGGAAAAAAAGGAAGGCCUUUACGCCAAGGAAGCGCACGGACUUGGCCGCACGAUACACGCGGUGGACUCCACGAAGCAGCUGUGGAAAUCAAAUUUUCAACCUUCUUGUGCGUGCGUGCGUGUGUCUCUGUGCGUGCGUGUGUGCACAUCGAAAAAAAAAGGAAGCGACGUGUGACGUAGCGAGUCCAGCGCCUACUGUGUCCUUUUUGCGGUGUUUUGUGCUAGUUCGAAAGGUGCGCCCAUAAAGAAGAAGAAUAAGAAGUAGCAAAGGAAGGCCACCGUGCGGAAAUCAAUAUUGCGGAAAAUCAAAGCCCACCAGCGCUCUUGUGUGUGUGUGCGUGCGUACGUGCAUACGUGUGUGUGCACCUCCCCGUGCGUGUGAGCAUUUGUGCGAGUGGGGAAAUUUUCCAGGCGAUGGUGAAAAUGGUUCGCUCCUGAUACACUGCGGGUCGUCCGCGUUUUGCUGUGUCCGCUGCUGUGUAAAUAUAAAAUCAAAACCCACCGCCGUGCGUGAUGUGGUGCCGGUGGUGAGCGACAAAGAGGUCGAGUUUCGGGCCGUGGCAAACAGCAGGUGGAAUGUGCGCGUACUGCUGGUGCGGUGCCGUUGUUGGUCGUAGUAACCGUAGUGCCGGUUGUACCGUCGUCGACGACGACGGCGUCCUGUUUCAACGGUUCGGUUUAUCUUCCCGGUGCCCUGUGGCCGGUGGUCACCGGCGCGACGGUGCGUAGGAUACGCCGGUGAAGCGAGCGAACGCGAACGAGAGAAGAAGCUCGAAGAAAGAAAGAAAGAAAGAAUAAAGCGAUACAAAAUCGUACCAUAAGCGAAGCAAACGGAGAUCGGGGUGAAAGGAACCCCAAUUCGAAAGGGGGCAUAAGAAGGAGGAGAAAAAAAAACCCUCACGAAAAAUCAACCUCGACAGAAAUGCAUCGGCAACGAUCGAAAAGUAGAGGCGAUGGUGCACCACCAUCAUCCUGGCUGUUGGUGGCCGUGUUGGCGAACAUUCUCGCGCUAACCACCAGUUCCCAGUGUACGUGGGAGUACGAGAAAUCGAGCGUAGUGUGCCGGUUGCGGACGCUCGAACGUACCGGGUUGGAUCUGCAAGGUGCCGAGGGUACGUCCCGGCUCGACAUCGAGUGUAGCGAGCUGAUCCUGUUCGAGAGUCAGCUACCACGGAACAGCUUCGCCCGGCUGGCGGCUCUCGGUGAGCUGCGGCUUGAAUCGUGCAAGUUGCUCCAGCUACCGGAUGGUGCCUUCGAGGGUUUGCUGGCACUGAAGAAGCUGGCCGUGAACACACGCAACUACGAAUGGGGUCCAGGCAAAGUUCUCGAGCUGCAGGCCGGCUCGAUGCGUGGCCUCAAGGAGCUGCAGUCGCUGGAUUUAAGCGAUAACAACAUCCGUGCCCUACCGGACGGGUUCCUGUGCCCGCUGACCGGGCUGAAGGUGUUGAAUCUAACGAACAAUCGCUUCCGAUCGGCGGAAGCACUCGGAUUGGCGGAGAAAACGUGUGCCGGUGGAUCGGAGCUGCAGGCGCUUAAUCUCGCGUACAACGAGCUGCGAGCUGUUCCGGCCGGUUGGGGCGUUUCGAAGUUACGCCGUCUGCAACACCUAAACCUCGAGUUCAACAACGUCUCGGAGGUGCACGGGGAUGCAUUGGCUGGGUUGGGGUCCCUCCGGACGCUUAACCUCAGCUACAAUCACCUCGAAACGCUGCCGGGUGGAUUGUUCGCAGGAUCGCGCGAUCUUCGCGAGAUUCACCUGCAAGGGAACCAGAUCUACGAGCUCCCACGAGGGUUGUUCCAUCGCCUCGAACAGCUGCUCGUGCUUGACCUCUCGCGGAACCAGCUGUCAUCGCAUCACGUCGAUAAUGGCACGUUUUCGGGAUUGAUCCGGCUCGUUGUGCUCAACCUGGCGCAUAAUGCGCUCACCCGCAUCGACGCACGAACGUUCGCGGAGUUGUACUUCCUGCAGAUACUCGAUCUGCGCAACAACUCGAUCGGGUACAUCGAGGAUAACGCGUUCCUGCCGGUGUACAACCUGCACACGCUCAACCUAGCCGAGAACCGGCUGCACACACUCGACGACCGGCUGUUCAACGGGUUGUUCGUGCUGGCGAAGCUCACGCUCAACAACAACCUCAUCAGCAUCGUCGAACCGAACGUGUUCCGCAACUGCUCCGACCUGAAAGAGCUCGAUCUCAGCUCGAACCAGCUGACCGAGGUGCCGUACGCAAUCCGCGACCUGUCGAUGUUGCGAGCGCUCGAUCUGGGCGAGAAUCAAAUCGCACGCAUCGAGAACGGCACGUUCGCGAACCUAAACCAACUCACGGGGUUGCGCAUGAUCGACAACCAGAUCGAGAACGUGACGGUAGGAAUGUUCGCCGAUCUCCCGCGGUUAUCGGUGCUAAACCUCGCGAAAAACCGCGUGCAAAACAUCGAGCGAGGUUCCUUCGAUCGAAACCUCGACAUCGAAGCUAUCCGGCUCGAUGGGAACUUCCUCACCGAUAUUAAUGGUAUCUUCGCGACGCUUGGGUCGCUCCUGUGGCUAAACCUAGCCGAAAACCACCUCGUGUGGUUCGAUUACGCGUUCAUCCCAAGCAACCUAAAGUGGCUGGACAUCCACGGGAACUACAUCGAGUCGCUGGGAAAUUACUACAAGCUGCAGGAAGAGAUCAAAGUGAAAACGCUCGACGCAAGCCACAACCGGCUGACGGAUCUGGGACCGAUGAACGUCCCAAACAGCGUCGAGUUGCUGUUCGUGAAUGACAACCACAUCGGCACAAUUCACGCCAACACGUUCAUCGACAAAGUGAACCUAGCGCGCGUAGAUCUGUACGCGAACGCGCUCAAAAAGCUGCAAUUGCAUCAGCUCCGAGUAGCACCGGCUCCAGCAACCGAUCGACCGUUGCCAGAGUUUUACCUCGGUGGCAAUCCGUUCGAGUGCGAUUGCUCGAUGGAGUGGAUGCAGCGCGUGAACAAUCUCACCACGCGCCAACAUCCGAAGAUCAUGGACCUACCGAACGUGGAGUGUAUUAUGCCGCACGCGCGUGGAUCACCAAUAAGACCGAUUGUGUCGCUACAACCGAAGGACUUCCUGUGCCGGUACGAGACGCACUGUUUCGCGUUGUGCCAUUGUUGUGAUUUUGAUGCGUGUGAUUGCGAGAUGACGUGCCCAUCGAACUGCACGUGUUAUCAUGAUCAAACGUGGGGCACGAAUGUGGUCGAUUGUGGUAAUCAGGGUCCAGUUCCGGUGGGUGGUAGUUCCGGCACGCGCCCCGUUGUCCCGAUGGACGCCACAGAAGUGUAUCUGGAUGGGAACGAAUUCCCAGAGCUGCAGCAUCACGCGUUCAUCGGUCGCAAGAAUCUGCGCGUGCUGUACGCGAACGCGAGCCGUAUCGCGGCAAUUCAGAACCGCACGUUCGCGGGUUUAACCGCACUUCAAGCGCUACACCUGCAGGAUAACGCGCUCCAGCGCAUCCACGGGUAUGAGUUCGAAAACCUAGCGCUCCUGCGCGAGCUGUACCUACAAAACAACGCGCUACAAACCAUCGCGAAUGGGUCCUUUGCGCCGCUCUACUCACUCCGCGUGCUUCGGCUCGAUGGAAACCGGCUCGUAACGAUGCCCCUGUUUCAACUGCAAGCCGCCCAAGGCAAUCUGCAGGCACUGCAAUCGCUUUCGCUCGGGCGUAAUCCGUGGAGCUGCCGGUGUCGGUUUCUGCCCGAGCUGACCGCGUUCGUGGCGGACAAUGCGGUGAUCGUGCAGGACCCACAGGACGUGUACUGUGCGGAUGAUGGCGUCCAUCGGGAGCUGGAUUUCAACGUGAGUGCGGCGUGCAGCGAUUUCUACGCCGGCCGGUCCGUGUUACCCGGCGAUCGGUUGUCCGAAACGUACAUCCUGCUGCUGGCGGCCGGGCUCGUCCUCGCGUGUCUCCUUGUGUUCGCGCUGCUCGUGUUCGUGUUCCGGGAACCGUUGCGUUUCUGGCUGUUCUCGCGGUACGGCGUGCGUGUGUUUGGCCCGCGGUGCGAAGACUCCGAGAAGCUGUACGACGCGAUCUUGCUGUACUCGGCGAAGGACGCCGAGUUGGUGGCACGCUCGAUCGCGGCCGAGCUCGAGAAUGGGCGGCCACCGUUGCGGUUGUGUUUGCAGCAUCGAGACCUGCCAGAGGACGCUUCCCAUCUGCAGCUGCUCGAGGCGUCCCGUGCGUCUCGGCGCAUCGUCGUCCUGUUGUCGCGGAACUUCCUCCAGACCGAGUGGAGUCGGUGCGAGCUGAGACGUGCGGUGCAUGACGCGUUACGUGGUCGCCCCCACAAGCUCGUGGUGGUGGAGGAGGGUGGUGGGGUGCUGCUUGAGGCGGAGAAUGACGUCGAGCUGGUGCCGUACCUGAAGACGACGACGGUGACUCGGGUUCGGCGAGGUGAUCGACACUUCUGGGAAAAGCUACGGUACGCGUUGCCGGUGGAGGCGCCCUAUCGCGGCAACAACUACACGAUCGAUCACCACGAACGCAUCAAGCAAACCACCGGCCAGAGUGGAGGUGGUGGUGGUGGUGGGGGUGUAGGUGGAAGUGUAGGCGUAGGUGGUGCGGCUGGAGUGAUGUUCCGACAGCCACCACCACCGGCGUACUGUCCCGAGAUCGAUGAGGCGAAUUAUUCGUCCGCGACGACGGCAACACCCUCACCGAGACCGUCGAGGCGCGGUAUGGUGGAGGUGCCCUCCCAGCGGCCCCCCAGCGAACACAUCUACUCGAGCAUCGAUUCCGACUACAGCACGCUCGAGUGCGAAAACAUGGUGAUGGCUCCGGCCGGUGUUCAUCGGCCAUCCUGGCGUUCCGGCCAUCCUGGUGCGGGACAUCCGGGGAUGGCGAACGGCGGUUCCACCCUCCAUGGUCCGCAUGGUGGGGGCGGUGGUGGCGGAGGUGGAGGAGGAGGUCACCACGUGCAGGCGUACCUCGUUUGA
This is a messenger RNA of Anopheles nili, 5439 nucleotides long. It is a transcript of the gene Toll-7, whose product is annotated as toll-like receptor 7. Lineage: Eukaryota; Metazoa; Arthropoda; Insecta; Diptera; Culicidae. The transcript has a single exon. The record is from RefSeq and is a predicted model, not a curated record. Gene Ontology annotation, biological process: signal transduction. Gene Ontology annotation, molecular function: protein binding. The coding region runs from base 1408 to 5439 and encodes 1343 amino acids.